Messenger RNA from Rhizophagus irregularis DAOM 181602=DAOM 197198, 1851 nucleotides. NCBI's taxonomy places the organism in Eukaryota, Fungi, Glomeromycota, Glomeromycetes, Glomerales, Glomeraceae. The record is from RefSeq and is a predicted model, not a curated record.
AUGCCUCAAAGAACUGCUGGAGGAAAUCCAUUGAUGUCUAGAGUCAAUGGAAGGAUUGCAACGAAUGUACCGUCAUGGAAUUUUACUCCAGGUUCUUCUUUAACUUCUCAAAACAUUUCAACACGACAACAAAAUUUUACAUCAUAUCCUGGUGCAAUACAUAGCGUGCAUUCUCAACAGAAUGAUAUUUUGGAUAUGUCUGAAUUUCCUGCUUUAGGAAGUGCAAAUACAACGUCGAAUAACUCAUCUGCAACAGGAAUGAGUUCAAGCUAUGCGAAUACGGCACAGACCGGAACAAAUACUACUUUAAAUGAUAACAGGUCAAUUCAUCACCAACAAACAUCGCAAGAAUUUACUAUUGACGACUUUCCAGCUUUACCAGGUGCAACGAAUAAUUCAGGAAAUCGUGGGGUAGUUGGUUCACAGCCUGGUGUAUCGCAACAUCAUUUGGUGAACCAUCAACAACAAAAUAAUGUUGAUGGAUUAAGUAAUGGAAAUACUAUGUCAUCAGACAUGUCAUCAUCAGGCAUUCAGGAUGGUCGAAUAAGCAAUGGCGGAAUAAGACCAUCGAGUCAAUCACAAAUGAAUUCCGUGUCCGAACAAGACAAAAAGAAUUUCUCUACAAAAUCCGGAGGUAGUGUACAAAUAAUGCAACAAAAUCCUUCUUCAUCCUCAUCUUCGAUGUUGGCGUAUUCAUUAACAUGGCCUAUUCCAACAACGCCAUACUCAACGACAUCAACCUUAACGGGUACGCCAUAUCCACCAUCAAUAGGCAUACCUAAUUUGCAAUCAAAUGUAGGUGGUACACCUUCGUUAAACCAAUCAUCGUCGUCGUCAUCGUCCGUGGCAUCGGCAGAUGAAUUUGGUUUACUCGGUUUAUUAAGUGUAAUACGAAUGACCGAUCCUGAUUUAAGCAUGCUGGCAUUAGGGAGUGAUCUAACAACUUUAGGAUUAAAUUUAAAUUCACCAGAUGCACUUUACGCAACAUUUACGUCACCUUGGGCAGAGAAUAAUCAAGUUGCUGGUUUAAUUGAACCUGAGUACCAUUUACCGUCUUGUUAUAACGUUCAACCACCACCACCAGCUCAAUCGAAAAUAGGAUCAUUUUCUGAUGAAACGCUCUUUUACAUUUUCUAUAGCAUGCCUCGAGAUAUAUUACAAGAAGCUGCAGCUCAAGAAUUAUAUAAUCGUAAUUGGCGAUAUCAUAAAGAACAUCAGUUCUGGUUAACAAAAGAGUUUGGUACAGACCCAGUUGCAAAAACGCAGAGUUACGAACGUGGAAACUAUAUCUAUUUUGAUCCUGAGUCAUGGGAAAAAGUCAAAAAAGAAUUUGUUCUUGUAUAUGAUGCUUUAGAAGAACGUCCUAUGUUGAAUAGCAUGAGUAGUAUUAGUAGCAUGGGUGGUUCAUCAUCAUCCAAUCUCUCCUCAUUAGCGCCUACAGGCUUGCAGCAGGCGGUACAGCAAAAUCUUUCAGUAAAUUCAAUGAAUAUGUCAAGUCUGAUGGGUCUUAGUAAUAAUAUACCCUCAGGGGCCGGUGGUGCUGGUGCUAGUGGUUUAACUGCUAAUGCUUUGGCUGGAUUAGGUGGCGCUACUCCUGCACAAUUACAACAAUUACAACAAUUACAUCAUCCAACAAUUGGUCCACAUCAUCCAUUAGGACCUGGCCUUGGACAAGGUGGUCAUUAUAUAGCUCAGAGUGGGCUCAAAGAUUUUUAAUGGAAGAGUCGAGUCAUUGUGAACGGAGGAGGGUGUUACUUUUGUCAUGACAUUACGGCAAGAGUAAUGUAAGAUAAUUUUUAUUGCAUUUCUUUGUUCAUAGUAUGUACAAAUAUAAAAUUUCGUUCUCUGUUU